Molecule: messenger RNA, 2528 nt
Organism: Abrus precatorius (Indian licorice)
Lineage: Eukaryota; Viridiplantae; Streptophyta; Magnoliopsida; Fabales; Fabaceae
Product: armadillo repeat-containing protein 8-like
Exons: 10
Coding region: 222-2186 (654 amino acids)
Biological process (GO): proteasome-mediated ubiquitin-dependent protein catabolic process
Cellular component (GO): GID complex
Molecular function (GO): protein binding
Source: RefSeq, a predicted model, not a curated record
UGGUUAAGUUCAACAACACUACCAUACCCGUAUCCAUCCACAAACAACAAACUUCAUACUUACCCCUACUUUUAUUCCCAUUGUUAAAAACAAUAAAAAUAAUAAUAUUAAGAUUUUAAAAAAAAAUAAAGACCUCUCUUCUCUGCCACCGUAAUUGUGGAAUGUGAAGGUUACUGUGCAUUCUCCUCCGCCGUGCAUGAGCUUCCUCCACCGCCGCCACCAUGCCCGCCACCCGUCCCUCCUCCGAUUUGAUCCUCCACCGCCUCGCCUCCUCCGAUUGCGAAAUCAAGCUCAAAGCCAUUCGAGAGGUUAAGAACCAGAUCAUCGGCAACCGGACUAAGAAGCUCUCCUACAUCAAGCUCGGCGCUGUCCCCGCCGUCGCCACUGCUCUCGCCGAAGCUAACGCCGAAUCCGCUUCCGGCUCCAACCUUAUUGUCCAGUCCGCGGCCGCACUCGGCAGCUUUGCGUGCGGCGUCGACGCUGGUGUCCGCGCCGUCCUCGACGCUGGAGUUUUUCCUCAUUUAAUUAGGCUCCUCUCUGCUCCCGACGACAAGGUUGUGGAUGCCGCUGCACGCUCUUUACGAAUGAUUUAUCAAUCAAAACUAGCUCCAAAGUAUGAUUUUUUUAAAGAAGAAAACAUGGAAUUUCUUCUUUCACUAUUGAAAAGUGAGAAUGAAAAUCUUACUGGACUAGGUGCAAGCAUUGUUAUUCAUUCUUGCGAGACAAGUGAUGAACAAAAUAUAUUAUGCUGUGCUGGUGCUUUAGACAAACUUAUUAGCCUUCUUGAUGGUUCUAUAAGCCAGAGAGAUUCUAGUUUAGAGUCCCUUGCUGCAAUUCUUAAAAGCAAUCCAGAAGCUGUCUCUAAAUUUGUGGACCUUCAAAAUGGAAGAGCUUUGAGUUCUGUAAUUGAAUUAACCAAGGACAGAUAUUCUCGGACAAGGUUACUAGCCUGCUUGUGCCUGAUUUGUGUAAAGAAUUCGUCUUCUUGCUAUCUGCAAGACAUAGGAAUCAAAACCAAAUUGAUAUCUAUUUUACUUGAGCUCCUUGAUGAUUAUGGUCAAGUUGGAGAUGAUGCAUCCUUUGCCUUUUCGAGUUUAGUUGCAGAAAAGGAAGAUUUGCAGAAGCUAGCAUUUGAGGCAAAUGCUAUUGAUAAGUUCUACAAUCAUUUGCAAAAUUGUUCUUUACAUCCCAAACGUCUUGAAGGGAUAUUUCUAGCCUUAGCCAAUCUUUGCUCAAAAUUGGAAUGCAGCAGGUCUAAGUUUCUUUCAUUGCAGGUCUUGAAUAUAUUAAUUGAUGCCUUAUCCCAUGAUGAUGCAAAUGUCCGCAGUGCAGCUUGCAUUUGCUUAAAAAGUGUCUCUCGCUCAAUCAAGAAUUUGAGUGCAGGUUAUUUCAUGAAUGAAAGGAUUGUCAUUCCUUUGGUUCAGCUUCUAUCUGAUAUUUCUACUUCUGUCCAGGUUGCUGCCCUUGGUGCUAUUAGCAACAUAGUAGUUGACUUUACACCACAUAAGUCAAAAUUCAUGCAAUGUGGAGGUAUCAAGGAGCUUGUCCAGUUGACAAAGUCUAUGGAUUCCUCUUUAAGAUUAAAUGCUGUUUGGGCCUUGAGGAACAUGGUAUUUCUUGCAGACAAGAUGUGUAAGGAGGCAAUUUUUAUGGAGUUGACAGCAUCUUCUGUAGCUAGCCUUAUCUGUGAUCCUGAGCCUUCUGUUCAAGAACAUGCACUGGCCCUUGUUCGCAAUUUUGUUGACGGAUGUAUGGAUUGUGUUGAAUAUGCUUUUGCUGAAGAUGGUAUCAUACUGGAUGCUGUUGGAAGGCAAUUGCAAAAAUCUUCAAAAAUUGAAAUUGGGAUACAGGGGAUGUACAUACUUGGCAACAUUGCAAGUGGAAAUGAGUCUCACAAAGAAGCCAUAAUGCAGCUACUCUUAUCACAAGCAGAAAAUGUGUCUCGCUCUUUCUUCAGCCAGUUUUUGCAGAGUCACAACAGUCAUUUACGCACAUCUGCUGUUUGGGUCAUAGUAAAUCUCACUUUUCGUGGAAGUCCUGGUGCAUUGGGUAGGAUUGUAAAACUGCAUAAUGUUGGCAUUGUUUCUCAAAUCAAGAGGAUGGUCAAUGAUCCUUGCAUGGAUGUGAAGCUUCGUGCAAAACAAGCACUUGGGCAGAUUAAUACUUCUGGUUCUGGUGAUAGUUAAAUGUGAUCAGCUACUCCAUUCUAAGCCCUUGGGCUGCAGGCAAAGAAAAGCAAUCUUGAUAGAAUUUAUUUUCUCCCAAUUCACAACUAAUACAUAAGGAGUAAUCCAGCCUCCUGCUUCAGCUUCAAAUAUGGUGUAUCAAUUUGCUUUUAUUUUUUUGAACCAGUCAGAGCAGUGUGGAAGCUUUUCAAUUUUUCGGAAGCUCAAUGUAGAUUUACAGGCUUUAGUAUUGUACUAUAUGAGUAGUAAAUGUCAAUUUUAGAACUUAGUUUCAACUUCAUUUGGUUCUGGUAUAUUGAGAAUUGGUGGAAUUGUAUAAUUGACAUGUCAAGGGGUACUGAU